GCUGACGGAGCCUGGAGGCUGCGAGCGGAGGAGGCUCUCUGAGGCAGCGGCCCGGCGGAUCCCUGCUUUCCCCUAGGAGCUGCGCGGAGCCCACAUUCACUUCUUUCCUUUUCCUGAACUUGAACCAUCGCAUCCACCGUCUCGUAGUCCACACGUGAGGCCUGGGGCGAUGGACCCGUUUACCGAGAAACUGCUUGAACGAACCCGUGCCAGACGAGAGAAUCUUCAGAGAAAAAUGGCUGAGCGGCCCACAGCAGCAGUGAGGUCCGCACCACAUGCUAAGCGAACCAGAGAGCCACUUUCAGAAGCAAGUAAUCAGCAGCCACUUUCAAGUGGAGAAGAGAAAUCUUGCACAAAACCUUCACCAUCAAAAAAACGCUGUUCUGACAAAACUGCAGUAGAAGUUUCUGACUUGGAAAAUAAACAGCCAAAUGAGUCAGCUACUGCAAAAUCUUCUCCAAGACCUGUGUCUCCUCAGGUGCAGUCAUCAGCACCAACUACUGUCAGUGAUGCUGUGACUGCCCCAGCAUCAUUGCUCAGCCGGGGCAGAGGGCUGAACUCAAGGUUGGAAGCAACAGCCACUUCCUCAGUUAAAACACGUAUGCAGAAACUUGCAGAACAACGGCGCCACUGGGAUAACGAUGUAGCAGAUAAUGUAUCGGAAGACUCACCAUCACCAUCUGAGGAAAAGGCUGCCUCCUCUCCCAAGCCACUGCUUUCAAAUGCCUCAGCCACCCCAGUUGGGAGAAGGGGCCGUCUGGCUGACCUUGCUGCUACUAUUUGCUCCUGGGAAGAUGAUGUAAGUUACUCAUCUGCAAAGCAAAACAGUGUACAAGAACAGCCUGGUACCACUUGUUUAUCCAAAUUUUCCUCUGUAAGUGGAGCAUCUGCUAGGAUCAAUAGCAGCAGUGUUAAGCAGGAAGCUACAUGUUGUUCCCAAAGGGAUGGUGAUGCCACAUUGAAUAAAGCCCCAUCUUCAAGUGCUGCUGAUGCAUCGUUGGUUAAUGCCUCAGUGUCCAGCUCUGUGAAGUCUACUUCUUCCCCAGUGAAGUCUACUACAUUCAUCACCAAUACUAAAAAUUGUGAAGUACAAAAUCCUGAUCUACUUCAAAAAAGUAUUAGUCCGCUGAAAACAGAGUUAUUGAAACCAGUUGUGAAGUCAGCUUUAUCUCAGACAGUUCAUUCCAAAGAAGAAGCAAACAGAGAAAUUUGUCUGCAGUCCCAACCCAAAGACAAAUCUACAACACCAGGAUGUUUAUUGGUUAUGGAACGUGAAAAAGAACUAGCAUGUCUUCGUGGCCGAUUUGACAAGGGCAAUGUAUGGAGUGCAGAAAAAGACGAAAAGCCAAGAAGCAAGCAACUAGAAACGAAACAGGAAGUUCACUGUCAGAACACUCCCCUCAAGAAACAUCAAAUUGUUUCAAAUACCCAGUCAAUUUUGGCAACUGAGAAGGUGCCUGAGAAUCAGACAGCAGCAAAGACUUCCAGUUCAGAACCUACAGGUUUCACUGAAUCCAAAAUGACAAAGUCUAGCCCGUUGAAAAUAACAUUGUUUUUAGAAGAGGAAAAGUCCUUAAAAGUAACAUCAGACCCAAAGAUUGAGCAGCAGACCGAAGUGGUACGUGAAAUUGAGAUGAAUGUGGAUGAUGAUGAUGAUAUCAAUAGCUCUAAAGUCAUUAAUGACAUCUUCAGUGACGUCCUAGAGGAAGGUGAACUGGAUGUAGAAAAGAGCCAAGAAGGGAUGGCUCAAGUGGAAGGAGAAAACAAUGAAGAGCAGGAAGAUGCACUGAAUAUUUCUUCAAUGUCUUUACUUGCUCCAUUAGCUCAGACAGUUGGUGUGGUAAGUCCAGAGAGUGUACUUUCUUCACCUAAAAUGGAAUUCAGAGACACUAGCCUAAGUGCCGAAAGUCCCAAACCAGGAAAAUUCCAGAGAACCCGUGUCCCUCGAGCUGAAUCUGGUGACAGUAUUAGUUCCGAGGAUCGUGAUCUUCUCUAUAGCAUUGAUGCAUAUAGGUCUCAAAGAUUCAAAGAAACGGAACGACCUUCAGUAAAGCAAGUGAUUGUCCGGAAAGAAGAUGUUACUUCAAAAUUGGAUGAAAAGAAGAAUGCCUUUUCUUGUCAAGUUAAUAUCAAACAAAAAAUGCAGGAACUCAAUAAUGAAAUAAAUUUGCAACAGACAGUGAUCUAUCAAGCUAGCCAGGCUUUGAACUGCUGUGUUGAUGAAGAACAUGGGAAAGGGUCCCUAGAAGAAGCUGAAGCAGAAAGACUUCUUCUGAUCGCAACUGAAAAGAGAGCACUUUUGAUUGAUGAACUGAAUAAACUGAAGAAUGAAGGGCCUCAGAGGAAGAAUAAGGCUGAUGUCAUACCUCAGAAUGAAUUUGUCCCAUCCAAAGGAUCAGUUACUUUGUCAGAAAUCCGCUUGCCCCUAAAAGCGGAUUUCGUCUGCAGUACCGCUCAGAAACCAGGUAUGGUUCCAUACCAUGCCCUGUUGCUGCUCAGGCAAGGAGCAAAAAGUGUCCUUUAUGUCCCUCUGAACAAAUUAUUGUAGACCUCAAAUUCUUUGAGCCAUUUGGAAUUGACUUUUGUGACCGCUUUCAGCAUGAAUGAUGUAUCCAAUGACUUUGAAAUAAAUGUUGAAGUUUACAGCUUGGUACAAAAGAAAGAUUCCUCAGGCCCUGAUAAGAAGAAGAAAGCAUCCAAAUCCAAGACUAUUACUCCAAAGAGACUCCUCACAUCUAUGACUAUAAAGAGCAACCUUCAUUCUUCAGUUAUGGCUAGCCCAGGAGGAUUCCAUGCUGUGCGCACCAGCAACUUUGCACUUGUUGGAUCACACACACUGUCGUUAUCUUCAGUAGGAGACACAAAGUUUGCUCUGGACAAGGUACCUUUUUUAUCUCCUUUGGAAGGUCAUAUUUGUUUAAAAAUAAGCUGUCAAGUGAAUUCAGAUGUUGAGGAGAAAGGUUUUCUAACCAUAUUUGAAGAUGUUAGUGGUUUUGGUGCCUGGCAUCGAAGAUGGUGUGUUCUCUCUGGAAACUGUAUCUCUUAUUGGACUUACCCAGAUGAUGAGAGGCGAAAGAAUCCCAUAGGAAGGAUAAAUCUGGCCAACUGUACCAGUCGUCAGAUAGAACCAGCCAACAGAGAAUUUUGUGCAAGACGCAACACUCUUGAAUUAAUUACUGUCCGACCACAAAGAGAAGAUGACCGAGAGACUCUUGUCAGCCAAUGCAGGGAUACACUUUGUGUCACCAAGAACUGGCUCUCUGCAGACACUAAAGAAGAACGGGAUCUCUGGAUGCAAAAACUCAAUCAGGUUCUUGUUGAUAUUCGCCUCUGGCAGCCUGAUGCUUGCUACAAGCCUAUUGGAAAGCCUUAAACUGUGGGAAGUUUCCAGACCAUGGAGAGAACAUUUUUUUUGCGUUCUGUCAAAAAAUGACUCAAGAAAUCAUAGUUAAGAGCAUCAGAUUUGCUGAUUGCAUUUUAUGCUUUAAAUAUAAAAGGGUUUGUGCAAAUACUACGUUUUAUGCAAUAUUUAUAUCUUUUAUAUGUAAAAUUUCACCCAGUUUCUCUUCUUUCAUUUAUAAAUUAUUAGAAGGCAAUUCAUGAUAGUUGGUUUUGCAAAAUUUAAAUUUAGGCAUCUCAUUUUCCUAGAAACUUAAUUAGCAAGUUGUUCAUGACAUAAAAUUUUUUUAGGUAAGUUCUGUGUUGCCUUCUUGGAGCAGUGGGCCUUGAGGUAGCAAGGUCUCUAGGGGGUCACAGAUAGAAACCUCAAGUUUGGUGAUUCCCUAGUCUCAGUGGAAUUUUUUUUAAGGUUGUGAUCAUAUAGCUCAUGGUAUGACUUGUUGCUAGAGCAUUGCAAACAGUUUCUAAAGAACUUUACAGAAACGUUUUAGUAAUGGAGAGGAGAACUUUUUCAAACAACAAAAGCAGCUUAGUUUAAAGCUUAAGGCUGCCUUCUAAAAAGAUACAUAGUGGACAUUGUGUGAAAUUUGGGGUUAAAUAUUUUAUAUGGAAGAGUUAGGAAUCACAUGGUUUACAUUUACUAUAUAUGCAGUUACGAUAUAUGCAGUGUGGUGCACAUUUUCAUACUUUUCAGGCCUUAUUGAAAUAGUUAUUUUUGCAUUAUAGCUUAUAGAUUGCUCAUAUAUUAGCGUAUUGUUCCUUUUGUGCCUAUCAUAAGAACAAAUGUAAAUUGAAGAACCUUUAUAUAAAAGGAUUUAAGGCUGGGUGUUGUGGUGCGUCUCAGCACUCGGGAGGCAAAGCCAAGGGGAUCUCUGAGAUAGAGGCCAGCUGGAGCUAUAGGAAGACCCUGUC
Messenger RNA from Nannospalax galili (Upper Galilee mountains blind mole rat), 4311 nucleotides. RefSeq names its product anillin actin binding protein (gene Anln). Gene Ontology annotation, biological process: mitotic cytokinesis; septin ring organization; actomyosin contractile ring assembly. Gene Ontology annotation, cellular component: actomyosin contractile ring. The record is from RefSeq and is a predicted model, not a curated record. The transcript has 27 exons. NCBI's taxonomy places the organism in Eukaryota, Metazoa, Chordata, Mammalia, Rodentia, Spalacidae.